Molecule: messenger RNA, 1647 nt
Organism: Symbiodinium sp. CCMP2456
Lineage: Eukaryota; Dinophyceae; Suessiales; Symbiodiniaceae
Source: the annotation of a GenBank genome assembly
AUGGGGCAAGCACUCUUCGUUUCACAUCAGUGGGUCACCAAGUUACACCCAGACCCAGAGUUCAAGCAGUUCCGGGUAUUGCAAGAGGCAUUGCAGAACAUCAUGUCGGGUCUCAGCCAAGUUUCGACGGACAUGAUCACGGAGGCAAUAUUUGGGCUUUCCAAGGCGAUUUCGGCCUCUGAAUUGCAGCCGGGCAACAUCUUCUUGUGGUACGACUAUUUUUGCUGUCCACAGGACCCUGUCCUUACACUCCAUUGUUCGGGACCACAAGGAGGAAAUGCCAUCGAGAGCAACCAGCAGCGAGCAAUCAGCAGCAUUCCGGCGUACAUCUCCAAAUGCAAGUUCUUCAUGGCGCUUUGCCCGGUCGUUGAGAGCCCAGACGAGUCCCAAGUGUUCAGCCAAUUCACAUGGGCUGGCAGAGGAUGGUGUCGCGUGGAAGAAGCAGUCCGGGUACUGUCGCGGCAUGGUGGAUCUUGGAUAUUGGUCAAGAGUGCCAAACACCAGGAGAUCACAACGCCUUUGACAGUGGAUUCACCAGGUGACGGCCAAUUCAGUGUGGAUCAGGACCGUGCUGCUGUUGCUCCUGUAUUGAAGAGCGUUUUGAAGAGCAAGCUCCUCAUGCAUUUGGUGCAGGGUGACUUUGUCAACUACCGAAUAUUAUUGAACCAGCAAAAUGCUCGUCUACGGGGUCUUCCGACAGACAGCAACGAUGAUUUGGUGCCUGGGUUUGAGCCACCGUCCCAUGCAGGCAAGGCUGAAACGGUUUUGGCCAAGUUUCUGUACCAGAACGGAUUCAAAAAUCCGCUUGAGCGUGACAAGGCCGGUUGGUCAACCCUGUGCUACGCAGCAGUGAGAGGUGAUCCGGACUUGCUGCAAGCCUUGCUGAGCUGUCGUGCCAAUCCCAACGACAAAAUCACCAGAGCACAGCCCCAGCUUGGCAUCGACAAGGGGACUCCGGUUCUAGGGUUGUGCGCGAAAUUCAGAAACCAUGAGUGCAUGAACCUGUUGAUAGCUGCUGGUGCAAGGAUCAGUGUUCGGGGCAUUCUCCAAACUGCGUUGAGCUGUGCCUGUUAUGUGGAUGAUGCAGAAGCAGUGCACCGGCUCUGUGACUCAGGAGGUGAUCCCAACGAAACGAAUACGUUUGGGGUGUCUGCUUUGCGGCAGGCCUGUGUGACAGGGUCCCUUCAUGCAAUGGCGGCCCUGUUUGAGCAUACGGACAAGUUGGACAUGUCCCUGUCGCUGCACUGGGUUGCCAUGGGACAGGGCGGAUCUGCGAAGGCCAUCGACAUGUUAAUCAAUGCCCGGGCGGACGUAAACGAACGGUAUCGACCAAACAUGUUCAGCCCGUUCGGCAUGCUUUGGCGGAUCAAGGGGCUUCAACAUAAUCCCGGUGGAAGAACAACACAGCUUCGCAUUGUUGGUUACCAUCACUAUGGAGCCACACCGCUCAUGAUAGCCAUCAUAUGCGGAAACUACGAAGCGGCAGCAGCCCUCUUGGUGAGAGGAGCAAGGUUGGACUUGCGAAACUCCCGGAACAAAACCGCCGCAGAUCUUGCUCGUGAGAUGUCUUCGCCCGACUAUUUGAUGGCAGCUUUGCAGGGCCAGAUGGCAAAAUGCAAUUCCGUAGUCGAACAUGCGCAGGUGUGA